ACAUUGCCGAGCUCAAUUUUUUACGAGUAGCCAUGAGACCACAAUCACUUCGAAUGACCUUUUCGUGUUCGAUAGACAUCUUUCUCAUCGUUGAUUUUUUUUUCCCCCAACGCGAUGCAAUUAGCACAAAUCUUGCACACCAUCGAAUCCGUAUAAAAGCAGUCAGUCCAUCAUCCAAACCAUCAGUUCUGCAAUCACCCUCCAAAUCUGUGUAUCUUACCCGCUGUUGUUCGAGUUCCAUCAUGAAUUUUCUGUCCGUGGUCGUUUUGGUCUGCUGCCUUUUCGCCGCAGUGCUGUCGGCGCCGGCUGAAUUUUACACCUCCCAAUUUGACAACAUCGAUAUCGAGAGUAUCUUAAACAAUGAAAAGCUCCUGGAUAACUACUUCAAGUGCCUUAUGGACGAAGGACCCUGUACCCUGGAGGGACGGACACUGAAGAGUUUGGUACCAGAUGCAUUGAACACCUCUUGCGCCAAAUGCACGGACAAACAGAAGCAGAUUGCCCGAAGAGUAAUAACAUUCUACUUGGACAAGUACCCUGCCAACUCCGCCAGAAUCAUCAAGAAGUACGACCCAGAGAACAAGUUCAAGGAUGGAAUCGAGAAGGCGCUCCUUGGAUCUCGUUGAUCAAAUACUGAGUAGAAAGAAUUUCAAUUUACACUAUAGCAGCAAAAUACGUUACCAUAUCCCUCCUUACUAAUUUAUUACUAUUAUUUAUGGCUAUAAUUUUAAAACUCACCCAUUAUUUUAUCGACAAUUGCAAGUAUAUAGGGAGUGUCAGCUAGUCAGCAUGGUGAUUUUAUACCGCCUAAGUAAAUUUAUCGAUGUCCAAAGUGCAGAACCACGUAUCUACGUUUGCAUUAUACUGCCUUCCAUACGUAAUUACUUAAUAAAACUACUACAAAACACUACAAAACUUCCUACUACCUACUACAAAACAA
Molecule: messenger RNA, 940 nt
Organism: Bemisia tabaci
Lineage: Eukaryota; Metazoa; Arthropoda; Insecta; Hemiptera; Aleyrodidae
Product: allergen Tha p 1
Source: RefSeq, a predicted model, not a curated record